Brassica rapa (field mustard) is the source of this 927-nucleotide messenger RNA. RefSeq names its product WRKY transcription factor 18-like. NCBI's taxonomy places the organism in Eukaryota, Viridiplantae, Streptophyta, Magnoliopsida, Brassicales, Brassicaceae. Gene Ontology annotation, molecular function: sequence-specific DNA binding; DNA-binding transcription factor activity. Gene Ontology annotation, biological process: regulation of DNA-templated transcription. The record is from RefSeq and is marked provisional.
AUGGACUGUUCUUCUUCUCUCGACAUAUCUCUGAAUCUCAACACCAACGCUUUUGAUCGUAGUUUCCCAGCAAAACUUCCGAAGGAGGAGGAGGUGAAAGUUUCGACUUCUGCUGGUGUCGAAAGGAAAUGGUUGGUCAAAGAUAAGAGUGCAAGUGAGUUAAGAGAGGAGCUAAACAGAGUCUACUCAGAGAACAAGAAGAUAAAAGAGAUGCUAGAAACAGUCUGUGAGAAGUACUACGCACUACAUCAUCAUUUGGAGAAGCUUCAAAGCCGAAAGAGCCCUGGGAUAGAUCAUAUCGAACAACCUACGAAGAAAAGAAAACAAGAUCCGGAAGACUUCUUAGGGUUUCCUAAUGGAAAAACUGAGAAUAGCUCAAGCAACCAAGAUCAUCACCAUCAACAAUAUGAGCAGAAAAAUCAGCUUCUUUCAUGCAAAAGACCAGUCACUGAUAGCUUCAACAAAGUAAAGGUUUCAACAGUCUAUUUCCCUGCUGAUUUUUCCGACACAAGCUUGACAGUAAAAGAUGGCUAUCAAUGGAGGAAAUACGGACAAAAGGUUACAAGAGAUAACCCUUCGCCUAGAGCUUACUUUAGAUGCUCGUUUGCGCCGUCAUGUCCAGUAAAAAAGAAGGUGCAACGUAGUGCAGAGGAUUCGUCCAUACUGGUUGCUACAUACGAAGGGACACAUAACCACUUAGGUCCAAACGCUUCUGAAGGAGAUGCUACAAGCCAAGGUGGAUCAAGCACUGUGACUUUAGAUAUGGUUCAUGUUGGUCAAAGAUUAGAUUUGGAGAAGAACGAAAGGGGAACAAUGCAAGAGGUUCUGGUUCAACAAAUGGCGUCGUCGUUAACGAAUGAUUCAAAUUUUACCGCUGCUCUUGCAGCUGCUAUAACGGGGAGGUUGAUGGAGCAGUCUAGAACAUGA